GCUGGUGUGAGUGGCAGGAGCCAUCAGUGGGCAACAUGGCGAAGAGGCAGGACAGCCCUGGCCCAGAGGUCCAGCCCAUGGACAAGCAGUUCCUGGUGUGCAGCAUCUGCCUGGAUCGGUACCGGUGCCCCAAGGUUCUGCCUUGCCUGCAUACCUUCUGUGAGAGAUGCCUCCAGAACUAUAUCCCUGCCCAGAGCCUGACGCUGUCCUGUCCAGUAUGUCGGCAGACGUCCAUCCUCCCUGAGCAGGGCGUCUCUGCACUGCAGAACAAUUUCUUCAUCAGCAGCCUCAUGGAGGCCAUGCAGCAGGCACCUGAUGGGGCCCACGACCCAGAGGACCCCCAUCCCCUCAGUGCAGUGGCUGGCCGCCCCCUCUCCUGCCCCAACCAUGAAGGCAAGACGAUGGAGUUUUACUGUGAGGCCUGUGAGACGGCCAUGUGCGGAGAGUGCCGCGCAGGGGAGCACCGGGAGCACGGCACGGUGCUGCUGCGGGACGUGGUGGAGCAGCACAAGGCUGCCCUGCAGCGCCAGCUGGAGGCAGUGCGCGGCCGGCUGCCACAGCUGUCCGCAGCGAUCGCCUUAGUGGGGGGCAUCAGCCAGCAGCUGCAGGAGCGCAAGGCAGAGGCCCUGGCCCAGAUCAGCGCAGCCUUCGAGGACUUGGAGCAAGCGCUGCAGCAGCGCAAGCAGGCGCUGGUCAACGACCUGGAGGCCAUUUGUGGGGCGAAGCAGAAGGUGCUGCAGACCCAGCUAGACACACUGCGCCAGGGUCAGGAACACAUUGGCAGCAGCUGCAGCUUCGCAGAGCAGGCCCUGCGUCUGGGCUCAGCCCCGGAGGUGUUGCUGGUCCGCAAGCACAUGCGCGAGCGCCUGGCGGCCUUGGCGGCGCAGGCCUUCCCAGAGUGGCCACACGAGAACGCGCAGCUAGAACUGGUCCUGGAGGUCGACGGGCUGCGGCGAUCGGUGCUCAAUCUGGGUGCACUGCUCACAACGAGUGCCACUGCACACGAGACGGUGGCCACGGGCGAAGGCCUGCGCCAGGCGCUGGUGGGCCAGACCGCCUCCUUCACGGUCACUACCAAAGACAAAGAUGGGCGGCUGGUGUUGGACCACAAGAACGGCACGUAUGAGCUGGUCUACACGGCGCGCUCCGAGGGCGAGCUGCUCCUCUCCGUGCUGCUCUAUGGCCAGCCGGUGCGCGGUAGCCCCUUCCGCGUGCGAGCCCUGCGACCUGGGGACCUACCACCUUCCUCGGACGACGUCAAGCGCCGCGUUAAGUCCCCUGGCGGCCCGGGCAGCCAUGUGCGCCAGAAGGCGGUGCGGAGGCCCAACUCCAUGUACAGCACCAGCGGCAAACGGAAGGACAACCCCAUUGAGGAUGAGCUCGUGUUCCGUGUCGGCAGUCGUGGAAGGGAGAAAGGCGAAUUUACCAAUCUACAGGGUGUGUCCGCAGCUAGCAGUGGCCGCAUAGUGGUAGCAGACAGCAACAAUCAAUGUAUCCAGGUUUUCUCCAAUGAAGGCCAGUUCAAGUUCCGCUUUGGGGUCCGAGGGCGCUCGCCUGGACAGCUGCAACGACCCACAGGUGUGGCAGUGGACACCAAUGGAGACAUUAUCGUUGCAGACUAUGACAACCGUUGGGUCAGCAUCUUCUCCCCUGAGGGCAAGUUCAAGACCAAGAUUGGAGCUGGCCGCCUCAUGGGCCCCAAGGGGGUGGCUGUAGACCGUAACGGACAUAUCAUUGUGGUCGACAACAAGUCUUGCUGUGUCUUCACCUUCCAACCCAAUGGAAAGCUGGUUGGCCGUUUUGGGGGCCGUGGAGCCACUGACCGUCACUUCGCAGGGCCCCAUUUUGUGGCUGUAAACAACAAGAAUGAGAUUGUAGUGACGGAUUUCCAUAACCAUUCAGUAAAGGUAUACAGUGCCGACGGAGAGUUCCUCUUCAAGUUCGGCUCCCAUGGUGAGGGCAACGGGCAGUUCAACGCUCCUACGGGAGUAGCUGUGGACUCCAAUGGGAACAUCAUCGUGGCUGACUGGGGCAACAGCCGCAUCCAGGUAUUCGACAGCUCUGGCUCCUUCCUGUCCUACAUCAACACGGCUGCAGAGCCACUGUACGGCCCACAGGGCCUGGCCUUGACCUCGGACGGCCACGUGGUGGUGGCCGAUGCCGGCAACCACUGCUUCAAGGCCUAUCGCUACCUCCAGUAGCUGCACAGGAGCCCUGCCUGGCUCAUGGAGGGACGGACAUAGGGGUGAUUGGACAGGAGUGUCUGGCCCGCAGCUGGGCCAGACCUGGCAGCACUGAAUGUGGGCUGUGGGCGUGGGUGCGCCCGGUGCCCUCCCUCUCCCCGUCUCCCACCCCCACGGUUGCACUUUAUUUAUUCGGUUCUUGCUUUGGUGACUGGAUGGGCCUGGACUGUGGUUCCAAGGACGUGUGCAGAGCUUCACCCUCCCCCCUUCACACACCUCCCCCGUCCCCUCAGUCUGCUCCCAACCCCAGCCUGGGGCCAGAACAGCCUCUUACUCCAGGGCAGAAGUCCCUCUGGUUGUCUCCCUACCACCCAUACACACUGACAGAGACAGCAAUACCCCACCCCCAUAUUAAAUAAAUGUGUUCGCCACGUGC
Myotis brandtii (Brandt's bat) is the source of this 2619-nucleotide messenger RNA. It is a transcript of the gene TRIM3, whose product is annotated as tripartite motif containing 3. The record is from RefSeq and is a predicted model, not a curated record. Gene Ontology annotation, biological process: proteasome-mediated ubiquitin-dependent protein catabolic process; protein polyubiquitination; negative regulation of translation. Gene Ontology annotation, molecular function: translation repressor activity; zinc ion binding; protein binding. The transcript has 11 exons. The coding region runs from base 36 to 2201 and encodes 721 amino acids. Lineage: Eukaryota; Metazoa; Chordata; Mammalia; Chiroptera; Vespertilionidae.